CCCAACUUUUUUGGUUUGGUUGGCAAGGCCUCACAUGCUUCUCACUUGUAGGUUAAUAUCAUAUUCACAGAAACUUAACAGGUAACUGGAAAUAAAACGGAAAGGCAAUACCCACAAAAAAGAAGGAGAAGAAGAUCGAAGAAUCAGGAACCUUGAAUCACAACCAUUAUUGGUUCUCUUUUUUCUAUUCCAAGCUUUCCUAAACUUCCUUUCAAGAAUCUCUAAAAGAGAGGGAGAAUCCACUAAUUCAUAUAGCUUUCAUUUUUCUUUAAUAAUUCUAUUUGGAGCUCCAUGGACUUGCCUACCAAGAGAAGAGCAUUGCUCAAGAUCAUCGUCCUCGGGGACAGUGGGGUUGGGAAAACUACUUUGAUGAAUCAAUAUGUAUAUAAGAAGUUCAGCCAACAGUACAAGGCUACAAUCGGUGCUGAUUUUGUGACCAAGGAAUUGCAGAUCGACGACAAACUGGUAACUUUGCAGAUAUGGGACACAGCAGGGCAAGAGAGAUUUCAAAGCUUAGGUGUUGCAUUUUACAGAGGUGCAGAUUGCUGUGUUCUUGUGUAUGAUGUAAAUAUUCAUAAAUCAUUCGAAACCCUUCGAAAUUGGCAUGAAGAGUUUAUCAAACAGGCAGAUCCAGCCGAUCCAGAUGCCUUUCCAUUUGUAUUACUUGGAAACAAGAUUGACAUAGACGGAGGAAACAGUCGCGUGGUUUCAGAGAAGAAAGCUAGGGACUGGUGUGCUUCAAAUGGAAAUAUACCUUAUUUCGAGACGUCAGCGAAAGAGGAUUACAAUGUUGAUGAUGCAUUCCUAUGCAUUGCAAAGACUGCUCUUGCCAGUGAACAUGAGCAUAACAUUUACUUUCAGGGCAUAUCAGAAACUGUUUCAGAAACUGAACAGAGAGGAGGCUGUGCAUGCUAAAUUUGGCUGCCAAAAAGAAUAACAGAGUCAUAUGUAUCAAGGACUCUCAGUUUCCCAAUUUGGUCGAUUCUUUAAUUUCUUUAUCGUUAAUCUCAAGCCAUGCAAAUUAGGCUUAAACUGCACUUGAUAAAUAAAAUUGUCCUCAUGUUGCUAUUACUGAUAAAUCUGCUCCCUAAUAAAGAAAUUAAACGAGCAAUUUUAU
Molecule: messenger RNA, 1117 nt
Organism: Tripterygium wilfordii
Lineage: Eukaryota; Viridiplantae; Streptophyta; Magnoliopsida; Celastrales; Celastraceae
Product: ras-related protein Rab7-like
Exons: 7
Coding region: 292-915 (207 amino acids)
Cellular component (GO): vacuolar membrane
Molecular function (GO): GTPase activity; GTP binding
Source: RefSeq, a predicted model, not a curated record